AUGAAUAGGAUGGCGUUUAUUAAGUCCGUGUUGCCUCCCGGCACCAGUUUCCCUCCUGUGGUGCUCAUGGUGCUCUACCUCGUGGCAUUUGUUUUUUCUUGGGCUAACUAUGGUGCAUCCUUUCGUCCAAAUUUAAGUCUCUACGGAAAAGAUCUUGUGACAGCUUAUCUUGCUUUUUGUAUCAUCGGCACGUUGGUGUACACACUGGUUAGUGGUGCCUUGUGGCUUCGCGCAAGUAGAUAUGUUGUUCGGUCAUCGCAUAAGGUCCGGUUUAUUAUCAUUGGUGUUGGACUCCUGUUUUUUUUCAAGGAUUUUCCACUUUUUUUGAUUGAGUCUGUCACUUUGAGACGUUACGGGUGGCGGAAUGGUUUUCAAGGAUUCUGUUUCAUUGUUCAGCUCUGUUUUUUUCUGUUUCCAUUUAUAGUCAUCUGGUUGGCUUUUAUCUGGUUUAUUACAGGUUUUCUUGACUGUCAAUGGGGAAUCGAUACCGCUCAUACGCAUCUUUCUCUUGACGAGGCACUAGCACAACCAGUACCUUUAACACCACCACCUCUGAUGUUGCAUGAAAACUCAUACAGCUACGACAAGGAUCCGAGUUUUUUGGCGCAGUUAGGAGGCCAAACCCUGGCAUCGACCUCCCACAAACAAACUACACCCGAAGUCUGUCAGGAUAACAGGAGAGUUCCGGGUGGGUACAUUUGA
This is a messenger RNA of Trypanosoma cruzi, 702 nucleotides long. RefSeq lists its product as uncharacterized. The transcript has a single exon. The record is from RefSeq and is a predicted model, not a curated record. The coding region runs from base 1 to 702 and encodes 233 amino acids. NCBI's taxonomy places the organism in Eukaryota, Euglenozoa, Kinetoplastea, Trypanosomatida, Trypanosomatidae.